Molecule: messenger RNA, 228 nt
Organism: Angiostrongylus costaricensis
Lineage: Eukaryota; Metazoa; Nematoda; Chromadorea; Rhabditida; Metastrongylidae
Source: the annotation of a GenBank genome assembly
AUGCCAGCUCAUCGUUUACUACCACCGCACAUGGCUGCACGAUCAAGCAAUCGCAGUGUUGAUUUGUGUUGGUGCGUUGGACAACUUUGUAACGACUAUCCAAGCGUUCCUAUGAACUCAGUAUCCACUCGAACGCUUUACGGUUAUUUCAUCGGUGAUGUUUUGGAGAAAACUACAAUAUCCUGCGCUACACAAAAAUGCAUUCAACCAGCAACAAAAAAAAAAUGA